AUGCAGCCAUUCGCCGAUCAUCUUCGCGAAUUUCAAGUCCCGGCUUUGGCCAACCUCCACUUCGCCAUAGCGCGCAAGGACCAUAUCAAUCGAAGCCAGUACAUGCUCGUCUGUGCUCGCCCAUACGGAAUGGCAUAUGACCAAAGGAUCGUAACGCUCAACGAGUCCACAUCUGCCGACGAAGCACCUAUCCUUUGUGGGCCUUCCGGCCAUCCGCUUAUAUGGUUUGACUGCCCCGACGAUCUCGGGACAAGCCAAAGGGUACCCGGAGGCCUGCUUUACGCAUUACUCGAAGCGCGACCGACUGUCCUGCGGCUGACCGGGCGCACGCGCAAGGUCUUCACUGACGCUGGAGGCCUGCAUCCGGUCCGCGAAGUCGAGAUCCUACUCAGGGAGGAAGAGCUCGCACGCAUGUGCUGUUAUUGUGGACAGCCGGAGUACAUCAACGGCUGUGACCCAGUCCCAUAUCCCAGUAGUAACCGCUUUACGCGAUGUGGCAACGAUCCCACUAAGCCUCAAUAUUUGUGUUCAACGGUACGCCUGUGUUCUGUCUGA
This is a messenger RNA of Rhodofomes roseus, 555 nucleotides long. RefSeq lists its product as uncharacterized. The coding region runs from base 1 to 555 and encodes 184 amino acids. The record is from RefSeq and is a predicted model, not a curated record. The transcript has a single exon. Lineage: Eukaryota; Fungi; Basidiomycota; Agaricomycetes; Polyporales; Fomitopsidaceae.